ACUACAAGGGGACCUCCGGAGUGAGUUCGUCCACGCUUUGAGAAGUAGGUUAGCAGGGUAGACUGAGAACCUUGCAAGAACCUUGGAACCUUGCAAGCCAAGCUAAACCACCGUGGGAAUAUUCUGUCAAGAAGCUACCGAAAUAGUGGAUCGAGACAAACAGGAAAACAUGCAACUUGAACUGUCGAAUAUCUUUGCAUUUAAUUAACUGUCGCAAGACUCUCCUCGCUGAUUUUUGCCUUAUUUUCUGAAAAAAUAUGAUCUAGUUCAUUAGGCUAAAGAAGUUUUUUUACGUGCCAGCAAAUGCUGGUCUUUCAACAGUUUUACAGAUAUUUGUAUUCAAUUUACAACCCACAUGAAGGCAAAUUCAUUGAUCCAGAAACGAUAAAUAUUCAACAUGAGAGCUCAAAUAGAAGUAAUACCCUGCAAGAUCUGUGGGGACAAGUCCUCAGGUAUUCACUAUGGGGUCAUUACCUGCGAAGGUUGCAAGGGGUUCUUCCGCCGCAGCCAGCAGAACAACGCCAUGUACUCGUGUUCCCGCCAGAGAAACUGUCUUAUUGACCGAACCAACCGCAACCGCAGACUGCAGAAGUGUCUGGCUUUGGGCAUGAGCCGGGACGCGGUGAAGUUUGGCCGUAUGUCUAAGAAGCAGCGAGACAGCCUGUACUCGGAGGUUCAGAAGCACCAGAAGAACCAAGAGGUUCUGAACCAGGAGGUUGUGAACCAGGGAUGUCUAAACCAGGGUUUGUCCCUGACCAGGGAAGAUGUGGCAGGGGGAGACAGCGAGGGGGACAGGCACAGGGAGCUCAGUCACCCCUACAGCAGCGACGGCUCCAGCUCCACCCUGAGUGACCUGGAUGACAUCCCCGACCUGUUUGACCUGCCCUUGACCCCGGAGGAGGCCCACGAGUACUGCAGCCUGGAGCUGCUGGGAGGCCACGGCGGAAGCACCGGGAACACCUCAAACUCUUCAUCAUCGUCAUCAUCCUCUAACAAUUCGUCCAAUCAGAACUCGCCGCAGCAGAAUCUGCUGGAUGUCACAGACGCCAAUGGAAUCAAACAUGAGUACCAGAUGUUGUCGCACACACAAGCCGCUCUGCUGGAGCCACUGGCCAAUGACUGCACUCUUAUGGAUAUAGAGCGUAUCACCCAGAGUGUGGUCAAGUCCCACUUGGAGACGAGUCAGUACAGUUCUGACGACCUGAAGAGGCUGACAUACAGUGGGAUUCAGUACUCACCUGAGGAGACCCGCAACUUCCAGUGCAAGUCUGAAGAGUUUAUGUGGCAGCAGUGUGCCCACCACAUCACCAAUGCCAUCCAGUACGUGGUGGAGUUUGCCAAACGCAUCACUGGCUUCAUGGACCUGUGUCAGAACGACCAGAUAAUUCUGCUCAAAGCAG
This is a messenger RNA of Oncorhynchus masou masou (cherry salmon), 1400 nucleotides long. Its product is annotated as nuclear receptor ROR-beta-like. The annotation marks the transcript as partial. Gene Ontology annotation, molecular function: nuclear receptor activity; zinc ion binding; RNA polymerase II cis-regulatory region sequence-specific DNA binding. Gene Ontology annotation, cellular component: nucleus. The record is from RefSeq and is a predicted model, not a curated record. Gene Ontology annotation, biological process: regulation of transcription by RNA polymerase II. The transcript has 6 exons. Lineage: Eukaryota; Metazoa; Chordata; Actinopteri; Salmoniformes; Salmonidae.